AGCUCGUCAUGGGUGUUCCAUUUGAGGCCCUGAUUCCUUAUGGAAUCGUCGUUGUUAUGUUCGGUGUGACCGGAGUCGGUCUCUCGGUUGUGAAGACUUAUGCGAAUGACGGCAAGAAGGCGCGGUGGAACAGGGAUCUGUGGGAUAGACAAAUGAUGGAAAGAGACUUGAGACUUACAGGCUCUCUACGAGGUCAAUCGACAAACCCGGAGGCGCCGAAGGGUUUCGAAAUCAACAACCCAUGGAAGGUCGAGAAACGCCUCUACUAGAUUUGCGUUCACUCCCAAUCGUCCCUCUUCACCUACAUCCUUAAAACAAUCCCCUGUCAUAAAUUUGGUCCACGCGGUACAAUUUCUAUUGGUAUUCACCUCAUGCUGUACCAGCGAUGCGAGCCAUUCCCCCUUGAUCCGGCAACUUCUCCAGAGAUCGGACUGGGCAACACGUCAUACAUGUAUGUGCUUUGGUGGAAAUAUCUCUAGAUCUGUUUGUAUCAUACCAU
Aspergillus nidulans FGSC A4 is the source of this 499-nucleotide messenger RNA. RefSeq names its product NADH dehydrogenase [ubiquinone] 1 alpha subcomplex subunit 1. Gene Ontology annotation, cellular component: mitochondrial inner membrane. The coding region runs from base 9 to 269 and encodes 86 amino acids. The record is from RefSeq and is a predicted model, not a curated record. The transcript is spliced from 4 exons. Lineage: Eukaryota; Fungi; Ascomycota; Eurotiomycetes; Eurotiales; Aspergillaceae.